Messenger RNA from Camelina sativa (false flax), 747 nucleotides. Lineage: Eukaryota; Viridiplantae; Streptophyta; Magnoliopsida; Brassicales; Brassicaceae. The record is from RefSeq and is a predicted model, not a curated record.
AUGGCUCCGACGGUAUUAACCGGCCGUACCUACUCUACACACAAAGAGUACUCUGUCGAUGUCUUUGGUGGAGAGACGCUAAUGGUCACCGUAACUCCGGAUUUUAACGUCAUCAGCCAAUGGAUCAAUGACGUCGUCCGCAACAACUGUGGUCCGUACCGUCAACCUCUUGUCGUUGGAGUCGGCGUCCAGUGGACACCUCCGGCUUUUUACGUCGCCAACCCUUUGCCGAGUAAUUACUACGCCGCCGAUCCUUCGCCUGGUGAUUACGUCUCCAAUACUAAUCAGCGUGGCGAGCUCCUCUCUGAUCCUCCAGCGGAUAGUCUCCAGUUAUGCGUUGGUAACCAAUGCCUUAUCAUCCAGUUACGUUACUGUGACCAAGUCCCUAACAGUCUCGGCAGUUUCUUGACGGAUCCGAAAACAACGUUCGUCGGCGUCUGGAACAGUCAAGAUGCAGGAAAACUGGCGAGGUGUAGUCAUCGGUUGGAGAUUGGGAAACUUCUUGACGUAAGACCAUCAUUAGUGGAGCAUCACGUGAAUGAUUCGUGGGGAAGGAGCAUGAGGGGCUCUUCGUUUGAAAAGAUUGUUGAGGAAUGUAUGGGUUAUCGAGGAGUGAGGCUUGAUCCGGAGAUAAGCAGGAGUGAUUGGACUGUUUACAACUUAGGACGUUUACAGGUACUUCAUGCGUCACUAGAUACUCACUUUUGCUACCGGCUCGGUGUUGGUGCUCGUCUAUGGCAAGUUUGA